Molecule: messenger RNA, 403 nt
Organism: Geodia barretti
Lineage: Eukaryota; Metazoa; Porifera; Demospongiae; Tetractinellida; Geodiidae
Source: the annotation of a GenBank genome assembly
AUCACCAUACCUGGCUGUGGUCCUCCCAGUUCACCAGUGAAUGGCAGUGUUGGUGAGUUGACCAGUUCCAGAGUAGGAGCACAGGUCACCUACUCCUGUGACACCCACCUGGUUCUGGUGGGAGAGACUGUGGCCACAUGCUCUCUCCCUUCUCUAAUGUGGCUGCCUAGUAGUGAUGAUGUCACCUGUGUCCAACCAUCAGUCGUGCCAGCAGUUACACCGAUUAUGCCACCAAUGAAUGGUGAUAAAGGAGGCAGUUCUCUGAGCACAGCAGGAGCAGUGGCCACAACAGGAGUAUAUCGUAAACAUAAUUAUUACACUUAAUUAAUUAACCUGCACAGCUCCCUCAGUAUCAGUGACACUACCAAGUAAGACCAAUGCAUAAAGCGUAUGCAUGCAUCCU